AUGAGAGAUAUAGCUCCUCCAACCCCCAUGAGAGAUAUAGUUCCUCCUCCAACCCCCAUCCAACCCCAUGAGAGAUAUAGCUCCUCCAACCCCCAUGAGAAUAUAGCUCUCCUCCAACCCCAUGAGAGAUAUAGCUCCUCAACCCCCAUGAGAAGAUAUAGUUCCUCCUCCAACCCCCAUGAGAGAUAUAGCGCCUCUCAUGAGAGAUAUAGCUCCUCCAACCCCAUGAGAGAUAUUACCUCCAACCCCCAUGAGAGAUAUAGCUCCUCCUCCCCCAUGAGAGAUAUAGCUCCUCCAACCCCUCCUCCCAACCCCCAUGAGAGAUAUAGUCCUCCUCCAACCCCCAUGAGAGAUAUAGUUCCUCCUCCAACCCCCAUGAGAGAUAUUAGCUCCUCCAACCCCCAUGAGAGAUAUAGCUCCUCCAACCCCCAUGAGAGAUAUAGACCCAUGAGAGAUAUCCUCCUCCAACCCCUGAGAGAUAUAGUUCCUCCUCCAACCCCCAUGAGAGAUAUAGCUCCUCCAACCCCCAUGAGAGAUAAUAGCUCCUCCUCAACCCCCAUGAGAGAUAUAGCUCCUCCAACCCCCAUGAGAGAUAUAGCUCCUCCUCCAACCCCCAUUAGAGAUACUUCCUCCUUCACCCUCCACGUGAGAAACCUCUUGCUCCACCUUCCAUGA
Penaeus vannamei (Pacific white shrimp) is the source of this 675-nucleotide messenger RNA. The record is from RefSeq and is a predicted model, not a curated record. Lineage: Eukaryota; Metazoa; Arthropoda; Malacostraca; Decapoda; Penaeidae.